This is a messenger RNA of Microthlaspi erraticum, 1434 nucleotides long. NCBI's taxonomy places the organism in Eukaryota, Viridiplantae, Streptophyta, Magnoliopsida, Brassicales, Brassicaceae. The record is from the annotation of a GenBank genome assembly.
AUGUGGUUUCUAUGUGUUUUCUAUCACAGACUGUUAGACUUCAGAAAGCCAGAGGUGGAAGCUUUGGCAGAGCUCUUCGGAGAGGAGAUUGCAGAGAAUGAGACUCUCCAAUGGCGUCUUCCUGAGCAUCACCAUAACGAUACUCCAUUCCACUUCGUGCAACUUUCAUCUGAGGAAAUCGCCCAGAACAUCGCCAAGCGAAGCAUUUUGGUGAAAGGAAUGUACGAGCUUUGGGGUGAAGGAACUUGCUAUGAAGAGCUUAGAGACUCCAUUAAAAGCUACCCUGAUUCUCGGAAGCUCCCAUUUCUCACUCCUGGUUCAACCUUUAGGAUCUCUGUCGAAACUUUCGGAAAGGCUAUGACUUUCGAUGAGCAGAAGGAUAGAAUUUAUUCACUCACUUAUAUCCCAUUCGAGGGAAAGGUUAACCUGAAAAACCCAGAUCACAACUUUUUUCUAAUGGAAAUGGAUGAAUCUGAAGAGAACAAUGGACUUCCACCUAUUGUUCAACGAAGAAUCUUUUUUGGGAGGGAGGUUGGUUUUGCUGAUAGGAAGCUUCUACCGACUUUCCAGCUGAAAUCUCGCAAUUACCUUGGCCCAACUGCUAUGGAUGCUGAAAUGGCUUUCUUAAUGGCCAAUCAAGCGAAAGCCACGUCUGGAAAACUUGUGUAUGAUCCUUUCGUCGGUACAGGGAGCAUUCUUGUUUCUGCUGCACGUUUUGGCGCAAUGACAAUGGGUGCGGAUAUUGAUAUCAGAGUAGUGCGUGAUGGACGUGGUCCAGACUGUAAUGUUUGGAGCAAUUUCAAGCAGUAUGGACUACCUAUGCCAGUUGCUUUACUUAGAAUGGAUAAUAAUCUUCCUCCUUGGCGUUCCGGGCUUAAGGAGAUCUUUGAUGCGAUCAUCUGUGAUCCACCUUACGGUGUUCGAGCUGGUGGGCGUAAAUCCGGUGGGAGGAAAAUCCUUAGAGGGACGGUGGAUCCUUACACUGUCCCUGAGGACAAAAGAACAGACCACAUUCCAUCCACUGGUGCAUAUAGUCUAGUGGAGUGUGUUCACGAUCUGCUUAACCUAGCUGCAAGAAUGCUGGUGAUGAAAGGCAGGCUAGUGUUUUUCUUCCCGGUUUUGAGAGAUGAGAAUGGCGGUGAGGUUAAGUUUCCUGAGCACCCGUGUUUCAAGUUAGUCGCUGUCUCUGAACAGAUCUUGAGCUCGCGGUAUAGUCGGGUUUUGCUGACGAUGGUGAAAGUGGAGCCUUACAGUGAAGAGAUUGAAGAAGCUGCUCGUUUGAUGCAUUUGGAGUUUAGAGAGAACCAUCUUAAGUGGUUAGAGGAUGGUAACAUUCAUUCCUCUGUGUUUAAGCCUUCUGAUGCUUCUCAGAUACAUGCUGAUUCCAAAACCUUUAAAGAUCCAAAACCCAAGUAUAGAGGCAAGUAUGUGUAA